UGAUUAUUUUACCCUCGCUUCUUUGUCUCUCUUCUCCUUAUCCUCACGACACAACACUCUAAAACCCUCGCUUGAUAUUCUAAAUAUGUCUGCCUUGACCACACUUACCUUCAAGCCCUUAUCAAUGGCAGACUCCACCUCCCUACUUUCUCUACCCUCUAUUUUUACCACAACCACAAAGCCACCUCUUUCGUCUCUCUCUAUUGCUUCUCGGCCCCUCAAACUUCAUCUCUCACGCUCUCUAUCUUCGCAAACUCUAUCUCUUAACCUGAAGAAAAACACCCAUUUCUCUCAAUUUACCACCUUUGUUUCCUCAGAUUGGUCCAACCAAGAAGAAGAUAGCAGCAACACUACCGUUACUCUUGAACAAGAUGAAGAAGAACCCUCUUGGGGAAAUCAAGGAACCGAUGGGACCGAAGCAAAUUUAUCAGAUUGGGAACCUGAAGAGGAAGACACAGCAAUUGAGGCAAGUGAAGGCCAAGAAGAGAGUAGUGAACAAGACUUUGUGGAACCGCCCGAGGAAGCCAAGUUGUUUGUUGGGAAUUUACCGUAUGAUGUAGAUAGUCAAAAGCUUGCUAUGCUCUUUGAAAAGGCUGGAACUGUUGAGAUUGCUGAGGUUAUUUACAACAGGGAAACUGAUCGGAGUCGUGGUUUUGGGUUCGUGACAAUGAGUACUGUUGAGGAAGCUGACAAGGCUGUGGAAACAUUUAACAGAUAUGAUUUAGAUGGAAGACUACUGACUGUAAACAAGGCAGCUCCCAGAGGAACAGAACCAGAACGCCCCCCUCGUGUAUUUGAACCUGCGUUUAGAAUCUACGUAGGCAACCUACCUUGGGAAGUGGAUAAUGCUCGUCUAGAGCAAGUUUUUAGUGAACAUGGUAAGGUGGUGAGUGCACGGGUAGUUUAUGACAGGGAGACUGGUCGUUCACGUGGUUUUGGCUUUGUAACCAUGUCCAAUGAAACUGAAUUGAAUGAUGCCAUUGCUGCGCUUGAUGGACAGAAUCUGGAUGGGAGGGCAAUCAGAGUAAACGUUGCUGAGGAAAGACCAAGGCGCAACUUUUGACCUAAAAGAUGGAUAGGUGCAAGGUUGUGUAGUGGCAGUUUCUUUUCAUCACUUUCUCUAUCAUUUCCUUUUUUCUAUUUUUACCUUAACUAUUUUGGAAGGAGAUUUACAGUGUUGAGGUUCUUUGAGCUGGAUUUAUGGAAAUUUCUCAAGUGGAGCAAAAGCAGAAAAUUUCUUACCUUUGGUUCUUUGAAAUUUGUGGCUCAAUUUAAAAUACCCUGUAUAUUAUGAUUUGGCUGUGAUAAAUUUUCAGAAACGUAUUUGUUUUCCAGUGUUGAUGUUGGAGCUAUAUUGUUCCUUUAGUUCUGUCUUGUAGGAAAACCGUCUUGUUAAAGACAAAUAUUGACCUAAAAAUUUAUGUUACCCAUUUUUGCUAA
This is a messenger RNA of Mangifera indica (mango), 1440 nucleotides long. RefSeq names its product 28 kDa ribonucleoprotein, chloroplastic-like. Gene Ontology annotation, molecular function: mRNA binding. Bases 86 to 1063 code for a protein of 325 amino acids. Gene Ontology annotation, cellular component: cytosol. The record is from RefSeq and is a predicted model, not a curated record. Lineage: Eukaryota; Viridiplantae; Streptophyta; Magnoliopsida; Sapindales; Anacardiaceae. The transcript is spliced from 4 exons.